This is a messenger RNA of Talaromyces stipitatus ATCC 10500, 746 nucleotides long. Its product is annotated as short-chain dehydrogenases/reductase, putative. The record is from RefSeq and is a predicted model, not a curated record. The transcript is spliced from 3 exons. NCBI's taxonomy places the organism in Eukaryota, Fungi, Ascomycota, Eurotiomycetes, Eurotiales, Trichocomaceae. The coding region runs from base 30 to 746 and encodes 238 amino acids.
CUAUUAAAGAAAGGAGAAAGCAAAACAAAAUGGAAACCGUCUUAGUAGUCGGAGCAACAGGCAACAUUGGCGUAGCUGCCAUCCUUGGAGCCCUGCGAGCCAAACGCAAUGUACUUGCAAUUGUGCGAAACCAGGUAUCUGCCGACAAGUUAUUCCAGCAUGUAAGAUCCAAAGACGGCAUUACGAUCGUCGAGGCCGACAUCAUGGCGGAGGAGGGAGUUCAGGGCGUUGUUGAGCAAGUCCGGGCUGGGAAGCUACCAACUUUCCAACACGUCUACGCGGCUGCUGGCGGGGCAUACGGUGUAACCCCAUUACGGGAUCUCAGCACCUCCGAAUUGCGCAAAUUCAUGAGCAUCAACUUCGAAUCGAACUUUCUCGCAUACAGUGCAACAAUCCCAUAUCUGCUCGAGCAGAGCAGUUCGACUUCGUUCACCCUCUGCACCGGAUCUCAGGGUGACAUUGGUGCUCGCGCAGCUCCGGCCAUCACCCAAGGUCCCCUGUACUCCAUGGCCAACGUAGCGUGUCGUGACAACGAGAACACCAAUGUUCGUUUUAACGAAGUAUACCUGGCAACUCGCGUCGAGGUUGAUUCAGUGGCUGAGAAGACAGGUGCAAUGAAGACAUCUGAUUUCGCUAAUGUAUAUAACGAGCUCCUCUCUCGGCCUGACAUUAAGAGCUCUCGGAUAACUGUUGCCACAAAAAAUGAUCUGAAGGAUUUGAAGUACAAGAAGAAGAUAGAUCAUUAA